This is a messenger RNA of Malurus melanocephalus (red-backed fairy wren), 2267 nucleotides long. Its product is annotated as biotin-dependent 3-methylcrotonyl-coenzyme A carboxylase beta1 subunit-like. Gene Ontology annotation, molecular function: methylcrotonoyl-CoA carboxylase activity. Gene Ontology annotation, biological process: L-leucine catabolic process. The record is from RefSeq and is a predicted model, not a curated record. NCBI's taxonomy places the organism in Eukaryota, Metazoa, Chordata, Aves, Passeriformes, Maluridae. The coding region runs from base 200 to 2149 and encodes 649 amino acids. The transcript has 14 exons. Gene Ontology annotation, cellular component: mitochondrion; methylcrotonoyl-CoA carboxylase complex.
GGAACAGGACACACAUGGCAAAGGACACCGGGCAUGGGACGCCAGGGACAGAGGACAUCGGGAGCACAGGACACAUGUGGCACAGACUAGGGACAGAGGACACCAGGGUCACGACACCGAGGGCACAGGACAACACAGGCGGGCCGCCCUGCGGAGCCGCCCCGAGAGGCGGGCCCGGACCGGACGGGCUCUCGGGGCGAUGUGGAGCCCGGCCCCGCUGUGCGCCCUGGGCCGGCGGCCCCCCGGUCCCUCCGCGCCGCUGCAGYCCCUGAUCCGCMUSUUCCAGUGGGAAUAUCGRGAGAAAAYMCCSAUYCRCMUGYUCCAGWGSGAAUAUYGRGAGAAAACCCCSAUCWGCCUGCUCCAAAGGGAAUAUCGWGAGAAAACCCCSAUYCGCCUGCUCCAGRRGGAAUAUCGRGARAAAACCCCSAUCCACCUGCUCCAGAGGGAAUAUCGGGCGCUGCCGGGGCAGGGCUGGGGAAGGACACMGCCCCUGCCUCCCCGCCGAUUUYUAAGUAAUCAACCCAAAUCCAAGCGGCAUCCUAAAACAUUUCCUGUUCUGGACGGACGCGUCCCCGCCGUGUACCGCUAUGUGUUUGAAGAGAAUUUAAGGAACAGCGAGGCUGUGAUUAAAAGAUACUCGGAAUUGCUCGAGAGGGUGAAGAAAGGAGGGGGUGAAAACGCCAUCCUGCGGCACACUCAGCGCAACAAGAAACUGUUCGUGCGGGAGCGCCUGAGGCUGCUCCUGGAUGAUGGCGAUUUCCUGGAGCUGUCCCCGCUGGCAGGGCUGGACAUGCCCUAYGGAGAUGUCCCUGCUGCCGGCUGCCUCACAGGAAUUGGCAAAAUCUGUGGGAUCUGGUGUGUUUUCAUUGCGAGUGAUGCCACUGUGAAAGGAGGAACAAUUUACCCAAUUGGAGUGAAAAAACAAUUGAGAGCCCAGGAAAUUGCCAUGGAGAACAGGCUGCUGUCUGUGCACCUKGUGGACAGUGGGGGAGCCUUCCUGCCUCUGCAGUCAGAGCUGUUUCCUGACAAGCUGCACGGUGGCAGGAUUUUCUACAACGAGGCAAUCAUGUCUGCCAUGGGAAUCCCCCAGGUGGCUGUAGUGUGUGGCUCCUGUGUGGCUGGGGGUGCCUAUGUGCCCACCAUGGCUGAGGAAUCCGUGAUCAUAGAUAAAAUUGGGACUCUGUUCCUUGCUGGGCCACCCCUGGUGAAAGCUGCCACRGGGGAAGAUGUCUCUCCUGAGGACCUUGGAGGAGCCAGGCUUCACUCACAAGUCAGUGGCUGUGCUGACCACUUUGCACCCUCAGAAGAGGAGGCCUAUGAGUGUAUUCGUAAUGUUGUCUCCACCUUAAACUGUGAGCCAGUGCCAGAGGAGGACAGRGAGCAUGACAAUCCUUUGUACAGCUCUGAGGAGCUCCUGGGCCUGGCACCCCUGGAUUAUGGCUGCACUCUUCCUGUCAAACUGAUUCUGAGCCGUCUGGUGGAUGGAAGCAGAUUCCAGGAAUUCAAGGCUAAUUAUGGAACAACAUUAGUAACAGGAUUUGGCCAUGUGGAAGGGUACUUGGUGGGGAUAGUGGCCAGCAAUGGGGAGCUGGCUCACGAUGCUGCUCUCAAGGGCAGCCACUUUGUGCAGCUCUGUGGCCAGAGAGGAAUUCCCAUCCUCUUCCUCCAAAACACUGCUCCACAGCCAGCAGGGCCAGCAAGCAUCUCACAGGCAGAGGCUCAUUCCAACAGGCUGAAGGCCCAGGCCUCCAUGAUGGCUGCAGUUGCCUGUGCUGCUGUUCCCAAAAUAACCAUUGUCAUUGGAGGAUGUUUUGGGAGUGAGAGCUACAUCAUGUGUGGGAGAUCGUUCAGUCCAAACUUUCUGUUCCUGUGGCCCAAUGCAAGAAUUGCUCUUGUGGACUCACGGCAUUUCCCCACAGUGCCCCAAGCCUGGGACAGUGAGUGUGCAGGAGAGGAACCAGAACUAAAACAGCUGAAGGCAAAGCUAGARGAAGAAAGCAGUGCCUUUUACUCCUCUUCCAGGCUCUGGGAUGAUGGGAUCAUUCUACCUCAAGACACCAGGAAGGUGAUUGCCCAGUGCUUGAAGAUCAUGGAGCAGCAGAAGUUCCAGGCUGUGUCUCCCUGUUCCUAUCCCAUCAUCAGGAUGUAACUGGAGCCUCCUCAAACAAGAAACCUUUGCCAGAACUGUGAGUGUAAAGAUUUUCUAAUUCUUUGAUACCAUGAAUAAAAAUGUUGAACAAUUGAAGACAAACAAGAAUCYCAGGUUU